GACUUUUCUGAAUGCCAAUCAUCAAACACUUCCAAUUUUCCCAACUUUGUUAUGUCAAACAAUUUAAACGAUUCAAACAAAGCUGUAUCUGUUGGCUCUGAUGAAGAAAAUAAUCAACAACAAUUUAAUUUAACAAUGGAAAAUCGCAGAGCCCGGACAGCUUUUAAUCAGGAACAAUUACGUCUGUUAGAGGAAGUAUUCAAUGUAAAUCCCUAUCCCGUAACUACACAAAAAGAAUGGCUUGUAAGAAAAACAAAAUUGGAUGAAGACAAAAUUAUAGUAUAA
This is a messenger RNA of Meloidogyne enterolobii, 285 nucleotides long. The record is from the annotation of a GenBank genome assembly. Lineage: Eukaryota; Metazoa; Nematoda; Chromadorea; Rhabditida; Meloidogynidae.